UGAAAAAUACACGCAAUGCAAGUGUCAACAUGCAUUUCAGAGGAGCUAAACAAAAACCACUGCUCUUUCCAAACCCUGCAGCAGGUCAACAAGUCUGGAAUUGAGCAGACAUAAUCCUGUCAGCUAUAAAACAUUGCAAAAUUGUGCACACGCAUAUUCACAUGCAGCAGGCUUUGGCUUGUUAAAAGGGGUUACACACCUUUUUUAACACAUUCCUCGGAUGAACAUAGCAGUGCUUGCAGGAAGACGGCGACAACCAAACACAUUCAUUAAUUCUCUUAUCCGUCUCUUAGCUCAGAGGACACUUGGAGAGAUGGCAGAGGAAGACCUUUGGCCUUUAUCAGAGGAAAUCAGUUCCUUCUGUCUGGUUACCGAGGCUCGUUCAGGGACACAAGUUACCCAGCCCUUCCCACGCUCUCCAAAACUGAUCAGGAGAACCGGAGCCAACUCUCCAAAACCAUCAGAACUGCCAGUCUGGUUAGAUGACUUAAAGAAGGAGAAGAAAAGAACAGAGUCUCAUCUGGAAUCUAUAAAAAAGCGGCAAGCAAACCUGAAUACAAACUCGGAGGCGAUGAAGCAGAAGGUGCAGGAGUGCUUUGAGGAGCUACAUAUGGCUCUGCAGGAGGAUGAGAAGGCCGUUCUGGACAUGAUAGAGCAAGAUCGCCGGGAAACCAGCAGUAGACUAAAUCGAAUUCUUCAAGACUGGAAUCAACACCUCAGUCUCCUCCAGAAACACAUCAGCACUAUUCAGUCAGCUCAACAGAGCCCAGGAGAAUCCAUGAAGCAGCCUUUACCUGAGGAUUUUACAUUGACUAGCUGUCGUAAGAAACUGGACCCAGCUGAAGAGGAGAUAAAAAUGAAUGAAGAAAGGAUCCAUAAGCUCAUGAAGGUUCUUAGGAACAUUACCAAAGAUCUGAAAGCCCAGCUCCAACGAAAGAACCUGCUUCUGGACUCCUUUGAAGUGGCGAUUGACAAACAGACAUGUCACAAACAGAUCAAGGUGACCUCAGAAGGACGGGGCCUGUGCCUUUCCUCAGAGGACCGCUGUGUUUCCAAUGAACCUCUAAGGUUUGAUCAAUUAUACUGCGCCUUGGGCUCUGCUGCCGUUACAUCUGGGCAGCACUACUGGGAGGUAGAUGUGCACUGCUGUUCAUCGUGGGCUGUGGGCGUGGCUUAUGGCAGCCUACAGAGGAGAGGCCGGGACAAAGGUGCCAAACUUGGACGGAACAGGUGCUCGUGGAGUCUCGAGUUUCAAAAUGGGCAUCUCAUGGCCUGGCACAACGAUCGACAUGUGGCACUACCCGUCACAGCGGCUCGGGCAGCACCGAACAGAGUGGGGGUGUUUGUGAAGUAUCAGAAGGGCCGUCUGGUGUUUUAUGAUGCUGAGACUAUGAGAACGCUACAGGAGUUUUCAGCCGUGCAAACAGCUGUGUUUGAAAGAGCACAUCACCAGUUUACUGAGCCUCUCUACCCAGCUUUCCGCUUUUUUUCACCCAAAGACAAAAGCCAUUAUCAUAUGGAAAUAUGCGAUCUCAGUCUUUAAUUAAUAUUAGCGGUAAUAAAAAAAAAAAAACGUGCCGUGUAAUUUUUGGUCUCUGAUAAAAUUAAGUUAAUGUUUAUUUCAAGCAGAAAUCUUUUGUAACAUUGUUUUGCUCUAAUUAACAAGUCUUUACUGAGCAAAGUACAUUAUAUUUCUUAGAUAAAGGACUUAAUGAUCAUUAACAGUUAAUAACAGUGCAUGCAUAUAAUAUAUAGGCCUAUGUUUUCACCAAAAAAAGCAAAGGUUAUCAAGGUCAACAGGAGGAAAAGUCUAUUCUUCUAUAGCUUAUGUAAAAAUAGAGUGUACUAUUUAAUAGAAAUGUAUACUAAUAAACAUAAUACUCAAGUCUGGUGUGGUGCACACUUUUCACAGAAUUUAAUUCUGUCUAUGUGGCUUUUUAACCUUGCAUUUGCAACAAAUUAUAGGCAGUUGAUUAAUAUUACACAGUACUUAACUGUAUUAUUACACUUUAACACGGACACCUUAAAAUGUAACCGAAAUAUUUAGUAUUGUGUUUACCUGUAAUCAAUAUCCAGCAAUAAACUCUUCAUCGCAGGACU
This is a messenger RNA of Puntigrus tetrazona (Sumatra barb), 2100 nucleotides long. Its product is annotated as tripartite motif-containing protein 14. Gene Ontology annotation, molecular function: protein binding. The coding region runs from base 221 to 1543 and encodes 440 amino acids. The record is from RefSeq and is a predicted model, not a curated record. The transcript is spliced from 7 exons. NCBI's taxonomy places the organism in Eukaryota, Metazoa, Chordata, Actinopteri, Cypriniformes, Cyprinidae.